This is a messenger RNA of Fraxinus pennsylvanica, 4629 nucleotides long. Lineage: Eukaryota; Viridiplantae; Streptophyta; Magnoliopsida; Lamiales; Oleaceae. The record is from the annotation of a GenBank genome assembly.
AUGAAUACAAAUGUAUGCAUCUUGGAUCCGGUAAAUAAUCAUAUAAUGAAGAGGUCUGUCCAAGCGUUUUCAACUCUGCAGCAGCGGUUCAGUGAUGGUUUCAACCAUCAAUUUUCUGAAGAGCAACUGCAAAAUUGUCGGACAUCCAGUCCCUAUCCAGAUCGUGGCAAUGAAUUGAGAAGAAACGAGAUUGAGAAAAACUUCCAGCAGCAAACAAAUCUGGAGUGGCGAAAACAGUUAUAUGACUUUGGCUCUGACAUGGGAGGCCGGCUAUUUGGUGGUUCUGCUUUCAAGGAGUGCGUGAAUGAGGAGAUACUAUCACAUCAAUUGCAAUACCUUAACCAGCAACAAAUAAUUGAUGCUCGUGCACUUUAUGAAGCAUCUUCCUUUCCACCCAUUCCUAGGACAACGGCGGCUUUUGGGGUUUCAUCUGGUUUUUACGACUUGAAUUCAUCUUACCCUUGGUUUGAUUACUCAAUGGCAUCCACUGCUGCCUGUAGCACAGUCCGAGUCAGUAACAUCGAAAGUUCUCUCCACUUUCAGGAACCUCAAAAUGACACCCAUGGGGCUGUCUCUACAUUAGUUGCUUGUGAUGGCAAGAACAUGUUUUCCUCAGUGAAUCUAAAUAAUUUUCCUGGUGAGGUUUCUCCUUCGCCCGAGCAGAUCUCAUCUAUCAUGGCAUGUUCUGAUGAGGACUGGCAUUCUUAUAAGGAUCAUUUGGAGGGUGGGCAAGCUUUUUCUCUCAGUAGUUUGCAGGGAUCCGAGUCAACAUCAGGAAACAAUAUUUUGCAGCAUCAUAUUAAUCAGGAUGAAUCAAAUCUGAUGAAAUGCGGGGGACUUGUAGAGAACAAUCUAAAUGUUUAUCAUGCGAAUGCUCCAUCUUUUUUAGGGAAGAAUUCAAAGCUAGUUAAAUACAAUGCUUGGAUCCCAGAACAGGUCCCACUGAGGACUCCAGAAGAUGCUAAUGAUCUUUCUGGUAUGAUUGUUAGUGAACCAGAAUCAAGCCAUGUGGAGUUAUUCCAGUUUGAAGCUCAGAUGCUGGAACCAAAGCGGAGUCAUCAGCGGCCUUAUCCUCAUUUUCAACAUUUUGAUGAGUCGUCCAAGGCCCAGACAAAUGGAUGCACCGUAGAAUUUAAAAAGUGUUAUAAUCGAACAGCAGGAAAAUGGUCACUGAAAUUACCCCAGCCGCUUGUAGAUCAAUCCUGUGCAGUUCAGAGAGAAUUGUGGGAUGUUCAACCUGCCAAACCUUCUGAUUCAAUACUGUCUUUGCACAAUAUUCUUUUCUCAUAUAUUACGUACAAAAGUAUGCCCAUGAAUGCAGAGAAUAGGCAGGACUUUGUGGAUUAUAUGCAUUUGACAGUGUGCAAUGACCAAAGAUGUGCAUGUGACAAGUACCGAAUUUUGAUAUCCCAUUUUGAUACCUGUCACUAUACUGGUUGUAGCAUAUGCAAGCCUGUUCGUGAGUUAGGACAUGUUGACAGAAUUUACUUAGGAUCUGGAAAGGCGAAAAGAGAUCUCCAAUCUAUAGAUUCUGAUAGUAUAGGUUCCUAUAUUAUUGAAGAUCCUCAACCCUCUCCUAAACGUUUGAGGAUGGAGAAUGUUGUUGCAUCUGAUGGUUGGCCUAUGGGUGCAGUUCCUCUUCCGGUGAAACAACCCUUUGAUACUAAAAAAUAUCCACAGCGGUUUGGAAUUCCUGUACAUAACAGGGAAGAUGCAAUGGAGGUGAACAAGGAAUUUUUAAGCUUCAUGGAAGAAGACACCAUACAAACUGGUGUGACUAGGAACUAUAUUUCAGAUAGCAAUGGAGAAUGUGCAAAUUGUUCCUUCAGAAAAACUGAAGGACAUUUGAAGUUGGGACAGCCAUCUGAAGCUCCUAUAUAUAAUAAUGACUCGGAUGAGACGAGCAAGGAAGUGUUUAGGUUCACAAGAAAUUCCAGGAUGAGGGGAAAUGAUGCUGCAGACAAUAAAUUGCAGGGUAAUGGCUAUGCUUCCAGUCUACCUGAAGAGCUCAUUGUGGGUUGUGAACAGCGGGAGAUGUACUUUGAAUGCACUGGCAAUGCCAACUCUUUUGGGACCUUUAAUGCACAAAUUUUGAAUUCUGAAAGCAUGCCUGCUCUUUCCGAAGAGCAGAUUGUUGGUCGACAAGGAAAGGAGAUCAAACCCAUGUCUAAAGCUGAGCAUGUCAGACUAGGUGCAAACUGUGUAUCAGAUGAAACUGCAGUUCAUUAUCAACUGGGAAUAGAAUUGAAGGAUUCAAAAGGAUUAGGCAUUUCUUUAACUGAUUUUUUCACAGAAGAGCAAAUAAAAGAACACUUGCAUAGUUUCAAUCAUUGCAGAAGCCAGAAUGUUAUGGAGGAAUCAACGGAAAACACAGAUGUGCAUUCUCUUGGUGAAAAUACGUGCCAGUUAUGUGCCAUAGAUAGGCUUGUGUUCACUCCAUCACCUAUCUAUUGCUCAUCUUGUGGGGCUCGUAUCAAACAUAAGCUGACUUAUUAUUGGACAGAGGAUGAAACGGGUGCAGGGUACUGUUUUUGUGCAUUGUGCUUCAGGAGGUCUCGUGGUGGUAGUAUCUCAUUUAGGGGGAUGACUUUUUCCAAAGAAAAGCUGCAUAAGGACAAAAAUGAUGAAGAAGUUGAAGAAUCGUGGGUACAAUGCGAUAAGUGCCAACGUUGGCAGCAUGAGAUAUGUGCUCUCUUUAAUCCUAAACGAGAUUUGGAAGGGAAAGGAAAGUACAUUUGUCCAUUUUGCCGCUUAGCUGAGAUAGCAGCUAAAGAACAUGUGUCCACUCCUGCUGCAUUCGGGGCAAAAGAUCUUCCAAGAACCAUGCUUAGUGAUCAUAUAGAAGAGAGACUCUUCAGAAGUCUUAAGAGAGAAAGAGAAGAGCGAGCAAAAUUGUAUGGGAAGUCACUAAUUGAGGUACCUGAAGCAACAGAUCUUGUAGUUCGAGUGGUAUUAGCUGUUAACAAACAAUUAAAAGUGUCGCAGAAGUUUUUAGAUAUUCUCCAUGGUGAAAAUUAUCCAACAGAGUUUCCAUAUAGAUCCAAGGUGAUCCUUUUGUUUCAAAAAAUUGAAGGUGUGGAUGUCUGUAUCUUUGGAAUGUACGUCCAAGAGUUUGGUUCAGAAUGUAGGCAACCGAAUCAACGUUGCAUCUAUAUUUCAUAUCUUGAUUCAGUUAAGUAUUUUAGACCUGAAAUCGAAACUGUUAAUGGAGAGGCUGUACGUACCUUUGUAUACCACGAAAUAUUGAUAGGAUACCUUGAUUACAGCAAGCAACGUGGUUUUACGACCUGCUACAUAUGGGCUUGCCCACCUAUAAAAGGGGAAGAUUAUAUUUUAUACUGUCACCCAGAGGUGCAGAAAACACCAAAGACUGAUAAGCUGCGUCACUGGUACAAGAAGAUGCUUAGGAAAGCAAUAGAAGAUAAUAUUGUGGUGGAUUAUACUAACUUAUAUGAUCACUUCUUUGUUCGGAAUGGAAAUUGCAACAUCAAGAUAACAGCAGCUGGUUUACCUUAUUUUGAUGGAGACUACUGGUCGGGUGCCGCUGAGGAUGUGAUUCGGAGUAUUGAGAAAGAAAGUGGAGGAUUUGGCAGGAAGGUGAAGAAGGUAGUUACAAAAAGAACUUUUAAAGCAAUGGGACAUAGUGACCUUUCGGCUGAUGCAACAAAGGAUAUUCUAGUGAUGCAAAAGCUGGGGCAGAGCAUCCUACCCAAGAAGGAAGACUUUAUCAUUGUCCGCUUGCAGUUCACUUGCAUAAACUGCCAUGAAGUGAUACUAUCUGGAAGCCGUUGGUCUUGUAACCAAUGCAACAACUUUCAUCUAUGUGUCAGAUGCCUCGAACCAAAGCAAAUCUCUGACAAAAUAAAAGCUCACUCUGGCAUCAAUGGGGAAAAACAUCCACUGUGUCAGAUUGCGGUGACUGAUGUAGCUGCUGAUACCGAGGACAAAGAUGUCAUUCUAGACAACAAUUUCUUUGAGCAAAGACACUCUUUCUUGAGCUUUUGCCAGGCAAAUCACUAUCAGUUUGAUACACUCCGCCGUGCCAAGCACUCAUCCAUGAUGAUACUGUAUCAUCUGAACAAAAUGACGGAACAAACCAAGGGGAUUUCCUGCAACAUUUGUCAAAAGGAUAUCAUGGUGCAAUGGCAUUGCAAGAUUUGUCCUGAAUUUGAUGUUUGCGCUGCAUGCUAUCAAAGAGAAGGUGGCCGUUGUCACAUUCAUGAGUUGAUUCAGCAUUUAUCCAAUGCUGAUUGUGAAACAAAGAUUAAACAGACUCAGCACAGGAAAGUAAUGGAGAAAAGGGAACUGCUGAAUCUUCUAGUGCAUGCCAAUUCGUGCAGAGAGACGCAAGACCACCCCUGCUCCCAUCCCAAUUGCGGUAGUGUUAAAAAGUUUUUUCUCCACUCACGCAACUGCGAAGUUCGAUUUUCUGGUGGCUGUAAACAUUGCAAGAAAAUCUGGUUUUUGCUGUGUUUGCACUCGAAUAACUGCAGAGAAUUCAAUUGCAGUAUGCCGCGUUGCAUGGAAUUGAAGAAAUAUAGAGAAAUGCAUGCAACAGCCUGCGAUUCCCGGAAGGACAGCACUUACAAUGAGGCCUCUAUACUUGGUUGUACAAUAGCAAACUGCUAA